Biomphalaria glabrata is the source of this 1670-nucleotide messenger RNA. RefSeq names its product GTP-binding protein 128up. The transcript has 10 exons. Gene Ontology annotation, biological process: cytoplasmic translation. Gene Ontology annotation, cellular component: cytoplasm. The record is from RefSeq and is a predicted model, not a curated record. Lineage: Eukaryota; Metazoa; Mollusca; Gastropoda; Planorbidae. Gene Ontology annotation, molecular function: GTP binding; GTPase activity. Bases 76 to 1176 code for a protein of 366 amino acids.
AUGCCAUCCGGCACUGUUGCAUACAGAGCAUCUUCCAAUUCCGGUUUGUAAGACUGAAAGUAGGAAAGUUGCACCAUGUCGAUUCUACAGAAAAUAGCUGAUAUUGAGGCCGAGAUGGCUCGGACUCAGAAGAAUAAAGCUACAAGUGGUCAUUUGGGCUUAUUAAAAGCCAAAUUGGCUAAACUGAGAAGAGAAUUGAUUGAGCCAAAGGGUGGAGGAGGUGGAGCCGGUGAAGGUUUUGAUGUUGCUAAAACUGGUGAUGCAAGAAUAGGUUUUGUUGGAUUUCCAUCUGUUGGUAAGUCCACAUUGUUAAGUAACCUAGCAGGAGUAUAUUCAGAAGUUGCAGCCUAUGAAUUCACCACACUUACAACUGUGCCAGGUGUCAUUAGGUAUAAAGGAGCAAAAAUACAGCUUCUUGACUUGCCAGGUAUUAUUGAAGGUGCUAAAGACGGUAAAGGAAGAGGCAAACAAGUAAUUGCUGUUGCAAGAACAUGCAGUUUGAUUUUUAUUGUGUUGGAUGUUCUGAAACCACUGCAGCAUAAGCGCAUUAUUGAACGAGAAUUGGAAGGAUUUGGUAUCCGGCUGAAUAAGGAACCUCCAAACAUUCAGUUUAAGAAGAAAGAUAAGGGAGGAUUAAACCUGACAUCACUUGUUCAACAAAGUGAGUUGGACACAGAUCUUGUGAAAACAAUUCUUAAUGAGUACAAGAUCCACAAUGCUGACAUAACAUUAAGGUAUGAUGCCACAACAGAGGAUCUCAUUGAUGUCAUAGAGGGAAACAGGGUCUACAUUCCUUGUAUAUACCUUCUGAAUAAAAUUGAUCAAAUUUCCAUUGAGGAGCUAGAUAUUAUUUACAAAAUUCCUCACACUGUUCCCAUAUCUGCACAUCAUAAGUGGAACUUUGAUGACUUAUUGGAGAAAAUGUGGGAUUACCUUAAGCUUGUCAGGAUUUACACAAAACCCAAGGGCCAGUUGCCAGAUUACACUUCCCCAGUUGUUCUGAAAGAAGGCAAGAGUUCUGUGGAGGAUUUCUGCAACAAGCUACAUAGGAGCAUCAUCAGAGAAUUUAAAAUUGCUCUUGUGUGGGGCUCUUCUGUGAAGCACUGUCCACAGAGAGUUGGUAAAGAACAUAUACUAAAUGAUGAGGAUGUUGUACAAAUCAUUAAAAAAGUUUAACAGGUGCACCAUGUUAAUGUUUGAGGUGAAUUCUUUGACAACCAUGUUUGAUUCAAUGACUAUAAGUCAUCUGCUACUGACUGCUAUGCUCACUAUGUCUCAGAAUUUUUUUCCUGUUUUUUUCAUUAAUACUUCGGCUAAUAAUGAUGUAGUAGGUGACUAGAAAUAUAGAUUUUUUUCCCCUUCAAAGUCAAAAUGGCUAGAAUGUUUUUUGUACUUCUCUCUAUGAGUUGAGGUUAGAAUUUUUAAAAAAUUCAGAAAUUCAGAGACUUAAGGAUAUUGUGUGAACUAGAUACAAGCAUUGAAAAACAUUGGUGUUUUAAAACCUGUUGGUUAUGGGAAACAUAAAGGAAGGGAAAUAACUUUCUUUUUUUUAAUUAUUGUCCCUUAUAAAUGUUAAAAUACAAAUGAAAAUGAUGAAGUGAUAUUUUGAAUUAAUUUUUAUGAUGAAUCUUGACUGUUGUUGCAUUAAUAAAUACAGUUGGUGAUCAUGA